Phragmites australis (common reed) is the source of this 950-nucleotide messenger RNA. RefSeq lists its product as uncharacterized. The record is from RefSeq and is a predicted model, not a curated record. Bases 187 to 765 code for a protein of 192 amino acids. The transcript has 8 exons. Gene Ontology annotation, cellular component: mitochondrion. Lineage: Eukaryota; Viridiplantae; Streptophyta; Magnoliopsida; Poales; Poaceae. Gene Ontology annotation, biological process: P450-containing electron transport chain. Gene Ontology annotation, molecular function: 2 iron, 2 sulfur cluster binding.
CCACUUUUUGUGGCGGCGGUGGUGGGUGUCUCCAGAGUCCACCGUACGGCGGCUCAGGGCCUCACUGCACUCGUCGUCUUCCCCACUUCCCGCCGUCGUGGAGAGGAGGCCUGCGGCUUCCGCCGCUUCCGGAAGGCUCGGCCCCUCGUUAGCCGGUUCGGAGGGAGCAGGCUCGGCUGUGCCGCGAUGUUCUCCAGGAUCUCCCGGCUCGGGGCGCGGCUCCUGCGCGAGACUAGAGCCGAGACGAGAGCUGGAAAUUUGCCUAGCAGUCGAGGCAGUUUCUAUCAAGGUCAUGACAGCCGGCAUUUGACCCCAGUGGUUAGUCCUACUGUACUACCGUUGAGGAACAUCCUCUUUUCAACUGCAACAAGUAGUGGUGAUCAUGAUGAAAGCAGUCAGGAGAAGGAGAAAAUCUCGGUAACAUUUGUAAACAAGGAUGGCUCAGAAAAGACGAUCAGUGUUCCAGUUGGAAUGUCCAUGUUAGAGGCCGCUCAUGAAAAUGACAUAGAACUUGAAGGAGCAUGUGAAGGUUCACUUGCGUGUUCUACUUGUCAUGUCAUAGUUAUGGAUGUAAAAUAUUACAACAAGUUAGAAGAUCCAGCAGAUGAAGAAAAUGAUAUGCUUGACCUUGCAUUCGGGCUCACAGAAACAUCGCGACUUGGCUGCCAAGUGAUAGCCAAGCCUGAACUUGAUGGCAUGCGACUGGCAUUACCUGCAGCCACACGAAACUUUGCGGUAGAUGGCUAUGUACCAAAGCCACACUGAAGAGACUUAUCAUCUAUGAGAACACGGAUUCUUACAGCAGAGUCAAUUUUGUAGCUUACAAUGUGUAACUUAACUCUAGCCUUAUUACUGAAAGUCCCGAUGGUUCCUGAUCCUUUGUUCAUUGAUGAGUUAUCACAUACGGAGAUCGUUGUUUCAUUUGGUUGAAUAAGCAUCCUUCUUCUGUA